Messenger RNA from Triticum aestivum (bread wheat), 372 nucleotides. Its product is annotated as putative glutaredoxin-C2. The record is from RefSeq and is a predicted model, not a curated record. The coding region runs from base 24 to 332 and encodes 102 amino acids. The transcript has a single exon. NCBI's taxonomy places the organism in Eukaryota, Viridiplantae, Streptophyta, Magnoliopsida, Poales, Poaceae.
AGAGAUAGCUAGGCAAUUCAGCAAUGGCGGAGAGGGUGACCGCGAUGGCGUCGCAGGGCACGGUGGUGAUCUUUGGGGCGAGCUCCUGCUGCAUGUCCCACACGAUGACGGGGCUCUUUGCGCAACUGGGCGUGAGCUCUACGGUGCACGAGGUGGACAAGGACCCCCAGAGAGAGGAUCUGGAGAGGGCGCUCGCUGGCAUGGUGGGCCAAAGCCCGGCGGUGCCUGCGGUAUUCAUCUGUGGCGCCCUCGUCGGCGGCACCAGGCAGGUCAUGGAGCUGCACCUCGGCGGCCAUCUCGUGCCCCUCCUCCGCCAAGCGGGCGCCCUGUAGUCCUGAUAUGUACUUACAUACUUGUUUAUCAGUUGUACCU